Lachnellula hyalina is the source of this 1710-nucleotide messenger RNA. RefSeq names its product putative amino-acid permease. The record is from RefSeq and is a predicted model, not a curated record. Bases 1 to 1710 code for a protein of 569 amino acids. Gene Ontology annotation, cellular component: membrane. The transcript has 9 exons. Gene Ontology annotation, molecular function: amino acid transmembrane transporter activity. Gene Ontology annotation, biological process: amino acid transmembrane transport. Lineage: Eukaryota; Fungi; Ascomycota; Leotiomycetes; Helotiales; Lachnaceae.
AUGAGCGCUCGAGAAAGUCCAAGCCUGGUGGCUGACGAGAAGCAUACCAAGUCGGAUGGCGUCCACUCGGCUGGUUACGGCGACGGAUUGCCUGGCCACCACCAACUCGAUGGCGACGACUCAGUCAUUAUCGACCCCAAUCAAGGCAAACUGCACCGAAAUCUGAAGGGGAGACAUAUGCAGAUGAUUGCCAUCGGCGGUGCUAUUGGUGCAGGUCUCUUCGUCAGUACCGCCAGUGCUUUCCAGACUGGAGGGCCUGGCUCAGUGCUUGUCGGUUUUAUUAUCAUUGGUUUCAUGAUAUACCUCAUGAUGCAAGCGCUUGCCGAACUGGCCGUCCUGUACCCCGUGAAUGGAGCCUUUACCAUGUACAUUUGCAGAUUCAUUGACCCUUCGUGGGGUUUUGCCUGUGGAUGGCAAUACGGUAUCAGUUGGCUCACUGUACUUCCUUUUGAAAUUUCUGCAGCUUGCAAUAUCAUUCACUUUUGGACCGACGUGGAGAAUGUUAAUGAUGCCGCGUGGAUCAUACCGUUGCUUGUUGCUCUUACUGCCAUCCAGUUCUUUGGAGUGAAAGGUUAUGGAGAGGUUGAAUUUGUUCUCAGUACAUUGAAGGUCGUUGCCUGCACUGGUUUCAUCCUCCUGGGAAUAAUCAUCGACUGUGGCGGUGUACCAAGCGAUAACAGAGGCUACAUUGGGGUCAAAUACUGGCAUUCUCCAUACAGUGCUUUCCUCAACGGAUUUCAUGGAUUCUGUACCGUCUUUGUCACGGCCUCAUUUUCCUUCUCCGGAACCGAACUUACUGGACUCGCUGCUGCCGAGGCCGAAGACCCAGCUAAAGAAGUGCCCAAAGCCACCAGGCAGGUCGUCUGGCGUAUCUGCAUCUUCUAUGUUCUGACUCUCUUCCUCAUCGGCCUCAUUGUACCCGCAAACAGCCCUCUUUACGAUACUGAUGGAAGUGAAAGUCGUCAUUCACCCUUCGUGAUUGCUAUCGAACUGGCAGGUAUCAAAGCACUCCCUUCAAUCUUCAACGCCGUAAUUUUGAUUUCCGUGAUGAGUGUCGCCAACUCGUGCACAUUUGGCUCUACCCGAACCUUCCAAGCAUUGGCUCAACAUGGUAUGGGACCAAAGAUCUUCGCCUACGUUGAUAAGAAGGGACGUCCUCUUGUCGUUACCCUGCUUCAACUACUCUUCGGCUGUUUGGCGUUUAUCAAUUUGGAUAAAAAUGGAGGUGGAAACAUCUUCACCUGGCUCCUAUCUUUAUCCGGUCUCUCUUCCUUCUUUAUUUUCGGAAGUGUUGCUGUAGCCCAUAUCCGCUUCCGUUCCGCCUGGAAACUCAACGGCCACAGCGUAGACGAACUCCCCUUCAAAGCCCAAUUCGGCAUCUGGGGUUCCUACGUCUGCGCCGUCCUGAACUUCGUCUGCCUAGCAGCCUCAUUCUACGUCGCGCUCUGGCCCGUCGGCGGACCCAACCUCGACCCUACCACCUUCUUCCAAGACUAUCUUGCCGGGCCCUUCCUCCUCUUUCUCUACGUCGGCUGGAAGGUUUACUCUUGGAUCUUCGUGCCGGAGCACCGCCCGCUCUAUGUCAAGAUCAAGGAUAUCGAUGUUUACUCGGGCUUGCGUGAGGGACAACUGCAACCGCGCGAGCAUGUCGAGAAGCCGAAGAGGUCGCCUUUAGAUUGGGCAAAGUCUGUCGUUGGACAAGUAUUCUAA